Molecule: messenger RNA, 231 nt
Organism: Leptosia nina
Lineage: Eukaryota; Metazoa; Arthropoda; Insecta; Lepidoptera; Pieridae
Source: the annotation of a GenBank genome assembly
AUGAAUAUGUCAGUGUGUUGGUGCGGUAGUUUGUUUAUUGUGCGUGCUGACGUAAAACGGUCUCUAUUUCCAAAAGCGCAAGGCGCCCUAUGCUAUGUAGGUCGGCGUCCUCGUCGCUGUUUGUCUAUCGAUCUCCGAGGUGGCCAAUGGCAUAUGUCCUGCGCGGCCGUGCCUCGCCCCGCUCUGGUGAAAGCCGGCGCGAUGUAUCACGCUCGCAACGAGCAUCUAUAA